UCAUCUGUCCCCCAGGCCAGCGUUCCCCAGAGAUAUCAGUUCUGAGGGGGUGGGGGCAGGGCUGCGGGGGCAGGUGAAGAACAGUUUAUCUCCAAGGCAGCAGCUGAGGGGCAGAAAGACAUGCAGGCUACGCCAGAUGACAAGGGAGGUCAGCACCCCUCUUGCGUGUCUGCCUCCACAUAUACUGAUGUAUGAUAACUGGACCGUAAAGAAGGCUGAACGCCAAAGAAUUCAUGCUUUCAAACUGUGGUAUUGGAGAGGACUCCUGAGAGUCCCUUGGACAGAAAGGACAUCAAACUAGUCAAUCCUAAAGGAAAUCAACCCUGAAUAUUCAUUGGAAGGACUAAUGCUGAAGCUCCAAUAAUUUGGCCACCUGAUUCGAAGAGCAGACUCAUUGGAAAAGACCCUGAUGCUGGGAAAGACUGAGGGCAGGAAGAGAAGCGGGAGACAGAAGAUGAGAUGGUUGGAUGGCACCUUUGACUCGACGGACAAGAGUUUGAGCAAGCUCUGGGAUUUUGUGAUGGACGGGGAAGCCUGGCAUGCUGCAGUUCAUGGGGUCGCAAAGAAUUGGACAUGACUGAGUGACUGAAGAACAACAAAGAACAACAGCACAAACAAACUAAUUAACAAAAGAGACAUCUUGAGCUAAUGUGAAUGGGGAACAACUACAGGCAACAUCAAGGAUCAACAUUCUGCUUAGAGACAUUCUGUCAAAUAAACACUUCUGUUGGACUUGACGUCUCCUUGGUUUAUCACAGCAAGUGCUUACUAGGGAUAAUCUAUUGGCUGAUAGAGUAGCAAAUCAAAAGUAACUCGACGCCAUUGAUUCACUUAAGCUCGUGUGGGAACAAUGGAAAGAGGCAGCCGUUUCCUUUGAAAGAGCAGAACAGUUUGAGAAAAUGGCAUGUAACAUACCUAACCAACGACAGCGGACAAUGUCAACAUCUGGAAAAGCUCUAUAUGAAAUUCUUGGUCUGCAUAAAGGAGCAUCAAAUGAAGAAAUUAAGAAGACCUACAGAAAAUUGGCCUUAAAACACCAUCCAGACAAGAAUCCAGAUGAUCCAGGGGCUGCUGAAAAGUUUAAGGAAAUCAACAACGCCCACACAAUUCUUACUGACACGUCAAAAAGAAACAUUUAUGACAAGUACGGAUCACUGGGACUCUAUGUGGCCGAGCAAUUUGGAGAUGAAAACGUUAAUACCUACUUCAUGCUGUCAAGCUGGUGGGCAAAGACUCUGUUUGUCAUCAUUGGCCUCUUGACUGGCUGCUAUUUUUGCUGCUGUCUGUGCUGCUGUUGCAACUGCUGCUGUGGACGCUGCUGGACUAAGUCAUCGAUGCCAGAAGAGGACUUCUACGUGUCUCCAGAGGAUCUUGAGGAGCAGAUCAAGACAGACAUAGCAAAAGAUAUGGACUUCCCAGUUGUUCUCCAGCCCACAAAUGCAAAUGAGAAAACACAGCUAAUCAGAGAAGAACCUCGAAGUUAUUGUACAGACUCUUAAUAUUGAGCCCACUGAGGGUCCACAGUACCUCCUCUUGGUUCAGCCAUGUCUCCAGGUGGUCUUGUUGGGGGAGGGGAGGGGACAUGAAAUGCUGUGAACUUUUCAACAUUUGUAUUUUAUCUUUAGGUUAAGGAAAGAUGACUGCUACAUAAUUUUCUCAGUAUGCAGAUUCACUCUUUGAAUAGAAUUCCUAAUGGAAACACACAUUCCAUUUUGAUGAAUAAAGGCCUGAAGAGUUGUUUUAUGCUCCUUGCCUGAGGUUAGACAGUGGCAUUGGACAGGCUUUUUGAGCCUUCCCUUUAUAUGAGCCAGACCUCAGUCCUCAUAGACUAAAGUUGUAUUCUGAAACCAAAGCCAUUUAUCAUAUAUUUAACUAAAUGCAGUAUUAACAUCUGCCUUUAAAUAUCAUCAGCAAAACAUACAUGAGAAUUUAGGAGGAAUUUCUUGUGUGUGUAGAGAUUUUUCCUGUCAUAUACAAUAUGGCCACAGAAAUAUUUCAAGAGGCAGGAAGAAAUUAUUAGGUAAAGACAAAUCAUAUUAAAGUAUAGUUUUGAAAGAUUACAAAUUAUCACUUACUGAAAACUAACAAAACCAGGAAGAAAGAAGUUUUCUGUGUACUUUUAGAUGGGCAUAAAAACCAUAACAGAACUUCAGCCCUGUGAAAUGUUGUAAAUGAUCCCAAAAAAUCAUUCUGGGCACAAAACAGCCCCAAACAAUUGUGUUUGACAAUUUUAAGUUAAAAUAUUUUUUGUCCAACAGACUUAGAUUAGCCACACUAAGAAAAAGAAACACAUGAGGUAAAGGACAGAAUUCUAAAUUCUAUAAUUUAAAUUUAAAGGCCUAUCACUUAUCCCAUUUUCAGCUGGAUUAAUAACAGUGACCAGAAAAUACUGCCCAUGUUGAACAUAUAUGCUCAGAGGUCAUCUCUGCAUUUACUUGAUUCUUAUAUUCAUCAGGUGGUAGAAGCCAUAUGCUCUUUCUAAAACAGUAAGCAGCAAGUGUUUAUUUUUUCCAGAUCUUUCUUAGUUCUUAAUGUAAUGUUGCAUUUUUCAAGAUCUUGUUAUGUUUUUACAUAAUAUUGCACGAAAUGCCAUUUCCUUCUUUGUUUCUUAUUCUACCCUUCC
Molecule: messenger RNA, 2623 nt
Organism: Dama dama (fallow deer)
Lineage: Eukaryota; Metazoa; Chordata; Mammalia; Artiodactyla; Cervidae
Gene: DNAJC5B
Product: DnaJ heat shock protein family (Hsp40) member C5 beta
Exons: 7
Coding region: 900-1499 (199 amino acids)
Source: RefSeq, a predicted model, not a curated record